AUGCACUUCAGCACCGCCCUCUUCGCCCUGGCCACCGCCGCCACCGCCGCAAACGCCAAAGUCUACGGCAAAUGGAACGUCACCAUCACGCAAUACGCACUCGACUCCGGCUUCAAGUCGCAGAGGCUGCUCGCGGACUUUGUGUCUGACGAGUACUCUGGCAAGAACGUCAUUCACACCAUCUGCGACUACGAGUACGACCCGAGCAGGAACCCCAAGGAGAGCAAGACCUGCAACCCUCCUACUUUUGACUACGAGUAUGAUGGUGAGACUGUCAAGGUCCAGCAGAAUAUUGAGAAGCCGAAUAAGAUGACUGUCUUUGGUGAUGCUCCUCUUACUCUUAAGAAGGAUGAAAGCGUUGAGGGUGUCUCCUCGAAUGGCGUCUUCAUCGACGCUGACCGUGCCAUCGCGUAA
Messenger RNA from Alternaria ethzedia, 414 nucleotides. RefSeq lists its product as uncharacterized. Bases 1 to 414 code for a protein of 137 amino acids. The transcript has 2 exons. The record is from RefSeq and is a predicted model, not a curated record. NCBI's taxonomy places the organism in Eukaryota, Fungi, Ascomycota, Dothideomycetes, Pleosporales, Pleosporaceae.